This is a messenger RNA of Leishmania mexicana MHOM/GT/2001/U1103, 3732 nucleotides long. RefSeq lists its product as hypothetical. The record is from RefSeq and is a predicted model, not a curated record. Bases 1 to 3732 code for a protein of 1243 amino acids. The transcript has a single exon. Lineage: Eukaryota; Euglenozoa; Kinetoplastea; Trypanosomatida; Trypanosomatidae.
AUGCUCCGCAACGGAAGUGCGCGAGCGAGGCGGAACGGUGCUGCAGUCCUGCUGGCGACAGGCUCGACGGCGAUCAACGGCCACAGCUCUGCCGGGAGCUCUGCGGUGGUGGUGGUGGCAGCAGCAGCAGAAGUGGGCACACCAAAGGCAGCCGCAGCACCUCCGUUGUCGUCGUGGGACCGGAAGUCGUCGUCACGCAUCUUCUCAGAGAAGCCUCCAGCGGAGGAGAGCAUUGAUACUGCUGACGGCGCCGCCCCCGCCCGGAAAACGCCAGCACGCCAGCAGCUCCCACCACCAUCGGAGGCGGUCGUCGCAUCCCCAUCUCCGGCCGCGGCUUCCCUGGCGUCGCUCGAAGCCGACGCGAUGGUGCGCUCUUGGCAGCAGUGCAUCGACCCGCACAUGGAGAAUCUACCGUCAUCUCUUACCUCCUCCGUCUUUCGCUCGGGCCACAGCGCUGCACAGGGUGUACCGCGGCCACCAGCUCCGCCGUCGAUGUCCGCCUCUCGGCCAGCCCACCUCAGCGAUGCGGCGGAGGAGGCGUCGCGGACAAGCUCAAAAGUGAAGAGGACGUCACAAGCACCGAGUCAACGCGGCGCCGGCGAAGCGCACAGCAAGGCCAGUGAAGACGGUACCGAGGACAGCAUGAACCCCGCGCGCCACCGGUCCGCCGCCGCCUCGUCGGUUGGCGUGCCAGCCACAGCAGGGGUCGCCGUCGCCACCCGUCAGUCGCCGUCUGUGCGCUCACACACGUCGUCUGCGAUGGUUGGGGACGCACGCAGGAGCAACGCCUCGGUGCGUCCUGACUUAGGAGAGGAACAUGGCGUGCCAGGGAGCUCGGCGAGCUCGAUGUAUCAGCGCCUGCCGACAGCGGACCCGUUCGACAAGGAGAGCCAAAGCAGCUCUCACUGCGACAGCGGCGCGCUCCCGCCGCCUCCUGCCUUCUCGUCGUUCGCGUCGGUGCCGUCCGUUGCCGUCGCCAUGUCAGUCAAGACUUCAGGCCAGCAGGCCAGCCAACGCGCCUUUUGUGCCGCAUCGUCGUCGUCGUCGCAGUCCCCAGCGGCCGACGCCGCCGCCACACCGAAGAGGGCCCGAAGCUCUGCGAACCCUCGGUCCUUUAGUGGCUCAUGCGGCAGCGCGUUGCCGCCGCAGCGGCGUGAUUAUCAAGGGAACGUCACCAGCCGCGCCACUGCAAGCAUUGGCCCCUUCCACCUCAAUACGGGGAGCCGCAGUGCCGUCCGGCGAUCCAUGUCACCUUGCUGUGCACCGCCGGGCCCGCUUGCCAGCGUGCCUGCGCAAGAGCGGCAGCGGCUAGUGAACUUGCCGCACCAGCUGAGCACCGCGCCCGGCACCUCGCGCCUGGAUAUGAGCUUCGAGCAGGACGUGAAGGAGCUGUACAGGCAGACGCACCUUGUCGAUCCGCUCCUGCUCAGCCGCCCUGGGCGGCGCCAGUUUUACAUCCCAGAGCAGGCCGAUCUCUUCGGCAUGUACCCAGAGCCGCCGAUGACGACGGACGAGGACGGCAACGAGAUCGUCAAGCACCUCGCGCCGAUCCCGAUCCAAGCGCAGAGCUUCGUGCCGUCGCAGAAGCGGAAGUCGUCCCAGUCGCCACCGAUGGCUCCUGCCUCCAGCGUGCAGCACGGGAAGGCGGGAGGAGCUGAUGCAACUGGCGGCAGCCACAGCAAUAGGGCGGUGGUGCGCCCCGGCCGCGGUCUCUCCAGUUUUGUGGCCGGGUACGGCGAGGAGACGACAGCGCAGGGGCGCGGCGGCCUCACGCAGCCGCGCGGUCGCAUCGUCAGCGACAUCACCGCACCGUACCGACGCAACAUGUCGGCUAAUACAGGACGCACCGGCCACAUCCAGUGCGAGUCGCUCAUGACCAACAGCCCACUGCCAGGCUCGGUGAGGUCGUUGUCGCCUGGUAUGAUGGCGGCGGACGGGUCGCUGGCCUCGACACCGUUUACCAUCAUGCGGCCAACGCCAUUCUCAGAGCCGAGUAACGACAUCCCAAUAUCGGACAGCGAGUACGACUAUGCGCAGUUGACGACAGCACGCAUGAUGUCUGCAGCCGCACCGUUGCACGAUCAGCAGCACCAGCAGUGUGUCAAUGCCGUGUUGGCGUUCGUUGAGGACGAGGAGUACAGCUACAAUUUGCAGUCCGCUGCAGCCAUGGCGUCAUCGAGGCCAAUAGUCACGGUGUCGGCGGCAGUCGUCGUUCAGUCAUCCCUGGGGGGUGGCGCAGGAGGCAGCAGCAGCAGCAGCCACAGCGAGGGCAUCUCCGGACCGGUGAAACCGACCGUGGCCCCACCGCCGACGCGCGUCAACGCUAAUACUGGAAUGGAGCUCGACGCGGCGCCGAAGCUUACGGGCACGCCGCGUUCGAUCAGCUCCGAUGGCGCUGCCGCGACGGAGCGGCGAAGCCGCCCAGUGCGCAGCGGUGAAGGGGCGGGGAAGGCGGCCGAGAAGGUGUCAAGGCCGCCUUUGGUUUCCGCCAGCGCCUCUCUCCUCACUGAGGCAGUCACGGGCACGAGCAGCCGCCACAGCAGCAGUGCCGUGGGCAGUGCUGUCGCUGCUGGUGGGCCCAGUGAGCUGAAGAAGGCACCAACGGACUCGCGGCGAAGCACAGGGUCCCUCAAGUCACUGCCACUGCAGCAGCAGGCAGAGCAGCAGCAAACUGAUGAGUCAGAGGCGGUCGCGACUGCCGCUUCACAGUCGGCGGCACCGACGCCCAAGACAGCACCAUCGUCUGUCAUGGACAAGUCGACGCACUCUCUCGCCUUCAGCGUGGCGGCGUCGUCGACCGUCGUGGAUCCGUCGCCGGAGCCGCCGAUCCCCACCGUGCGCCGACACGCAGACCCGGUGUCCGGGUCGAUGUCGUCGCUGUCCGAGUUGUCGUUGCCGUCACAGCGCACAAGGUUGGAGAGGGUCCAGCCGACGAAGGAAACGCGGGUGUCGCCAGCCGCAGCAGCAGUGUCACCGAGCACAUCCCUGGAUGGCACACCACCUGCCCUGCCCCCACCGCCGCAAGCGAAGGCGGCAGCCGCCGUCUGCAGCGAACCCGACAAGCCUUCGGCAGUUCACGAAGGCUAUGUCUCCGCGCUGGAACGGUACAGACGCAAGGAGGCAGCCAUGUCGAAGGAUGGCGACAUGCGCUGUAUGUAUCGCAGAAGCCGGUGUAGCGAGUCCAGCGCCACCGUGGAGGCUGUGACGGAAGUACCUGCUGCCACAGCGGCUCAGGGUGACACCCUGGUGUGCUCUCCGCCAGGAUUGAAGCCGGCGUCCGCGCCGUCGACGACCGUUUCCUCCUUGUCCUCGAAUACCGUUGGCAUCGUCGCCGCCGCCGCCGCCGGGCACAGCAGCCGCUGCCGCGAACCCCCGCUCGUCUCCGAUCGCGGCACGCAGACGGAGUUCGUCUUUGUGCUGGAUGACCUGCAAGGCCGCCGGCUCCAACAACUUCAGCAGGAGCAGCUGCUGAAGAGCCUGCAGCUCAUGCCGUCGCAGCUCCAAAGGCAGCCACUGCUCAUCCUGAACGCGGGUAGCUACAGCCCGCCCACCUUCACCGCCACAUCUACGCCGCGGAUGUCACUGAGCCCGCAACCUCAAACCUCAGGCGGCACGAGCCCUUCUAUGAAGCCGCAGCAGCGCUCCGCUAACCUCUCCCCGGCCCGGCAGCGGCGCAGCUACUUCGUCAACGAUUCCCGCGCCGUGCGCGAGGCCCUUUGGUGGUCGAAGUAA